AUGUGGCUCGUCUACUCCAUUUUCUGCAUUCUCACGUUCAUCUCAUACAGUGAUUCGUUUACCAUCGGACAUUUGGAAUUUGUGAAUUCCAACGAGAGCAAAAUAUUGCAAAUCUGUCUUGGACCGCGUACCGAACACCGGUUGAUCUCAUUAGAUGCUUGCAACAACUUCAACGGUCUCGAAAAUGCGGCUAAUUUGAAUUAUCACUAUAAAGUCGAUUUGCUAAUUGGAGCAUCUUGCGACGAAGAAACCGAAACGGUGUCGCGACUAGCGCUUCGAUGGCAUAAAAUCUAUUUGUCAUCGGCUCCAUUGAGCACAAAAGAAAAAGAAGAAACGACGAUCGCCUUAAAGGCGCAUAGUGUCGCCGGAAAUGCUGAAAUGAUCAUUGGAAUGUGUCGAGCAAUGGGCUGGCGAGAAAUAGGAAUUUUGUAUUCAGAAGAGACGAAAUAUAAUGCGCAUGCAAUAUAUGACAAUAUUGCCAGCAAACACGAUAUCAAUAUCAAUGUAUUCCUCGAAACCGACGGAUAUAUCAACACAUAUCCGAUCAUAAACGAAGCACGGGUGCUGAUUUCCUUCAUGAAAUACAAACAUCUCGCACAGUUUGUUGAGACACUUCGAGAUAAAGCUGUCAGACCACUAGAAUAUUCAAUUAUACAAAUUGACGACGGAAUAAGACCUCCUGAAGAAUUCUUCAGAUUUCUUGAUCAUCAAGCAUCAAUCGAUACGAAUGAAAUUGAGGCUUCUCGAUUGCGAAAAAUGCAUACACAUAUUGCAUUAGUUCGAAAUAUCCAUGAAAAUAUGACAAAUGUGAAUAAGUUUGCCACGAAGUACCACAUUCCUUCGGGUCAUACUCUUUACAAGGCUCUUAUUCUUUGCGACGGACUUCAGCUUCUUUCGGGAUAUGUGAGAAACGAGAACGAUUCUACAAUUGAGGAGCUGCCCAGUUUAUGGGCUCAUAUGACAAAUACCGAAGUAUCAGGAUAUACGGGUCCCAUGUUUAUUGGAUAUGACGGAAUAAGACGUCCGUACUACGAAAUGUUCUUCUGGAGGAAUAAACAAGUUCAUAUGGUUGCCGUUGCGAGACCCAAGCAAAUCCAGUUGUGCGAAACGAAUAUAAGCAAUUGCUAUGAAUUUUCGAGAAUGCACAAUGGUCAUCUUUUGGAUGAAUUGCCUCCGUAUUAUUCGGAAUGCGGCUAUGAUAAUUCAUUAUGCAGUGAUAGCCAUGUAUUCAUUAUUGCUGCAAUUGUCUUUACAAUACUUCUCAUUCCACUCGCAAUUGCUUUAUACCUUCAAAGGAAAGAGCAUCUGAUUCAAAAAAUGCCUUGGCGAGUUCCAUUAGAAUCGUUGAACUUCAAUGAAGGGAACCACAGUCAGAUGGUUUCGAUGAAUCGCCGAAUGUCGAAUUCAACUCAGCGAAUCUCGCAUUCUUCCAUUCUGACACUAUCGUAUUGUGAGCAGGCGAUGCUCAAUAAACAAAAGGUGAAAAUUAAGCGGUUCAUUCAAAGACGAGCUAUCACAUUCUCGCGAUGUGAAAUGGAAAUGCUCAAUGAACUCAAAUUUCUUUCGCACUCGAAUAUCAAUACUUUUAGCGGGAUCUGUUUCAACCAGGGAAGCGAGUUGUUAGUUCUUUGGGCAUUUGCCGCCAGACUUUCUCUUGAGGACCUCAUUUUUGGAAAAGAGCAAAAAUUUGGAAGAAAUUUCCAAUCGACAUUCCUUAAACACAUUAUUUCUGGUCUCAAUUAUAUUCAUAAUAGUUCGAUCAAAUUCCAUGGCGCUCUUUAUUUAUCAAAUUGUGUCGUCGACUCAUAUUGGGUUGUGAAGCUCACAGACUUCGGAAUUCGCAGUGUCUUUCAUGAGAAGUUUUUGCACAAGGAACUCGUUUAUCUGAAUAACUUUGACGUCGAAGCGAUUCAUUUCAAAUAUCUACAAUUGGCUCCAGAACACUUGGCCGAGCUUCUCGAAAAACACGAAGAGCCAAUUGGGUCUCAAAUUGGCGAUAUUUAUCAAUUAGCCAUGUGCAUUUAUCAGAUACUCUUUUAUAUGAGGCCAUUUGCAGAAAGACAAGAAUCUAUAAAUGAAAUUGCUCAAUUAAUCAAUAAGACGCCAUCGUCUAUUAUUCAUCCUUCUGUUCCCGAAGGUGCUAGUUUUACAAUGCGGUUAUUGUCGAUAAUGCAACAGUGUUGGCUUCAUAAACCAUCGGCGAGACCAACUCUUGUUAAAAUAAUGGAUGCUGUGAACCGAGAAUUCGGGCAAGAAGCAAAAGGUAGUUUAAUUGAUCAAAUGAUUGAGAUGAUUGAUGAGUAUUCGGCAAAUAUGGAACAGAUUGUGGCUGAGAGAACAAUGGAUUUGGAGAAUCAAAUGUCGAAAACCGAGAAUUUACUUUAUCAACUGCUACCAAAGUCGAUGGCAGAUGCGAUUCGAGACGGACGCACUGUAUCACCCGAACAACAUCCAGCAGUAACUCUUCUCGUCGUUGAUAUUUGCCAAUUUACAAAAUUCUGCGAAGCAUUUAUCCCCGUCCACAUUCUCGAAACCCUCCAGGAAUUGUAUUCUUCGUUCGAUUAUAUUGUGCAAAAGAACAAGGCAUUCAAAGUGGAAAAUGUCGGAGACGCCUAUUUGAUUUGUUGCGGAAUUCCGGAAAUGCCCGGACACAAACAUCUACGGGAGAUUUGCAAAAUCUCUCUAAAACUUCAAACGUUCAUGAAAACAUUCACAGUCCGACACCGUCCGAAUCAUAAACUCGACGUCAAAAUGGGCGUUACGACGGGAGCGGUUGCAGCCGGAAUUCUUGGAAGUAUUGCUCCAAGGUUCUGCAUAUUCGGAGAUACCGUCAACAUGUGCUGCCGAAUGGCUAGCACUAGUCUGCCCGGAAAAAUUCAAAUAAAUGAGCUGACUGGAAAUACGCUCAAAGAGAAAUUUCCGUCGUUUAUUCUCGAAGAACGGGGAAUGGUGGAUGUGAAGGGAAAGGGACCAUGCUUGACGUAUUGGCUGAAUGGAGAGAAGGAUAUCAAACGGCAACCAUCAAGAACCUCGCAAAUUAAAUUCGAAGAGCCAAAUAAUUGA
Molecule: messenger RNA, 3063 nt
Organism: Caenorhabditis bovis
Lineage: Eukaryota; Metazoa; Nematoda; Chromadorea; Rhabditida; Rhabditidae
Source: the annotation of a GenBank genome assembly